Molecule: messenger RNA, 4710 nt
Organism: Lepisosteus oculatus (spotted gar)
Lineage: Eukaryota; Metazoa; Chordata; Actinopteri; Semionotiformes; Lepisosteidae
Source: RefSeq, a predicted model, not a curated record
CAGCCGGAAAUCGCACCCUCCUCUGUUUUCUUUCCACUUUUUAGUUUAUUUUUCAGGUCCUAAUUUCGCUAGGACAUCGGAUGACACGGCGUGAUGUUUUGAGUGGUUCCGUACGCUCUUUAAUACCCGAUCAUUUCGGCGUUAUUUUCUACUGAAAUGAGGAGAAAGAGGAGAGGCAGUAGCAGCACCAGCGAGGGGAGUGAUGAGUCAAUACAACUAAUAAUUUAAUGGGGACACAGAGAGAGGGAGAGAGAGAGAAAGAGAAGCUCCGUCCGGGCACAAAAAACGACCAGAAAACAUCACAACACAGGGAUCAGACUUUAAUUUUUAGCACGUUUAAUCCGUAUUUUCGAUUGGAAGCUAUAACGCACUUUUAUACCUGUUAGUGACUGCAAAACCGCACAUCGUCUUUUAAAUGGGAAGACAGGUCGUUUUCGCAUUUUCUCCUGGACAGUAGAGGCAAAACUAACGCACUGUUGGGGAUCUUUUUACAUAUUUUCCCUACCCAGUUUAUAACAAGAGAACAUAAGUAUGUGUUUAUCCUUAUUCCGAUCGUUGCUUUUUCGGUGCACACUUGGUAUUUUUUGUGCUGAAUAGUGGUAACUCCGCAGGAGAACUCUAUGCACUUGUAACCGGUAUUGUACUUUUCAGGAAUACGUUUCAGGUGUACCAAUGUCUAGCUUAAUGUGAUAAGAAUUUAUCUCCGCGUCAGCGUUAAUUAGUUGUUUGAAAUAUAUAAGAAAUCGACCGAGUUAAUUUCUCAUCCAUGUUAUCGUUUUUUAUACAAGAUAAAGUUCUCGGUUUUGUACAUUUCGUCUGCUGCUCUUGGAAAAUCGCCUUUUUUCGCCUAUUGGGGAGAGCGUAUACAAUCCGUUUAAAGAAGAGUAUUAAUGUCUGCUGUCAUACAGACCUAGAAAGCGUCAAACUUUCAAGUGUUCCUUCCUUUGAAAGAACUUAAGUAAAAGAAGGCGCUAUUCACCCAGGCUGCUGUGUAUAUGCUUUCAAGUUUUGAAGUGGUGAGUUUCAGGUGACUUUGAAAGGUGGCGCUGAAGAUGAUGGAUCAUCUCAGCGAUCCUUGCCAUGGGAAGGAGAACUGCGAGCUUCCCAAUAGCAUUGGAGAUCCCAAGGCACCACCGACCAAGAUCGCACGUCUGGAGCAGAAUGGAAGCCCUCUUGGAAGGAGCCGUUUAGGAAGCACGGGGGCCAAGCUUGCCGGGGUGUCUUUGAAACCUGGUGGACACUUGAUGAAAACAUGUCAUAAGAGAGGGAACAUGCUUCCAGUGUUUUGUGUUGUUGAGCAUUAUGAGAGUCCUAUUGAAUUCGACAGCAAAGAGGAGCAUGCAGAGUUUGUGUUAGUGAGAAAGGACAUGCUCUUCAACCAGCUCAUUGAAAUGGCACUGCUUUCUCUCGGAUAUUCCCACAGUUCUGCAGCUCAGGCAAAAGGCCUAAUCCAGGUUGGCAAGUGGAAUCCAGUCCCCCUCUCCUAUGUAACAGAUGCACCGGACGCCACAGUGGCAGACAUGCUGCAGGAUGUGUAUCAUGUGGUCACACUGAAAAUUCAGUUACACAGUUGCCCUAAACUGGAAGACUUGCCUCCUGAACAGUGGACACAUUCCACAGUAAGAAAUGCCCUCAAGGAGUUACUGAAAGACAUGAACCAGAGCUCAUUGGCUAAAGAAUGUCCCUUGUCACAGAGUAUGAUUUCUUCCAUUGUGAACAGCACUUACUAUGCAAAUGUCUCGGCAGCAAAAUGUCAGGAAUUCGGGCGGUGGUAUAAACAUUUCAAGAAGACAAAAGAUAUGAUGGUAGCGUGCCAGCCCUCCCAGCUGGAGGGAUACCUGGAAACAUGCAUUCUCCACGACAGUCCAAGAUCCACUGCAGUAGCUGAAAUGGAAAGCCUGUCUGACCUGUCUCCACCAGGCGCUAACCAUGUGAAUUUCAGUCAGCAGCCUAUUCCUGGAAGCACUGCUGAACAGCCACCUUCCCCUGUACAGCUUCCUCAUGGAGGGCAGACAUCAGUUCGAUCCCAGAUGCCUAGCUUGCACCCUGGUCUUGUGUCCACACCCAUCAGCCCUCAGCUGGUCAACCAGCAGAUAGUGAUGGCUCAGAUCUUAAACCAGCAGUAUGCGGUGAACAGAAUCUUAGCACAGCAGUCUCUCAGCCAGCAGUACCUGAACCACCCACCAGUCAGCCGUUCCCUCAAUAAGCCACUCGAACAGCAGGUCUCCUCCAACACUGAGGUGUCUUCCGAAAUUUACCAGUGGGUGCGUGAUGAACUCAAGAGAGCUGGAAUCUCCCAGGCGGUAUUUGCCCGUGUGGCUUUUAACAGGACUCAGGGCUUACUCUCAGAAAUCCUGCGAAAGGAAGAGGACCCCAAGACUGCCUCUCAGUCUCUGCUGGUCAACCUGAGGGCAAUGCAGAAUUUCCUGCAGCUGCCUGAGGCAGAAAGGGACCGAAUCUACCAAGAUGAGAGGGAGAGAAGCCUGACUGCUGCGUCAGCAAUGGGACCUACACCCCUUAUAAGCACUCCUCCUAACCGCCCUGUGCAGCCAAGAAGAGAAGAGUGUAAUAAUUCUAGACCUGAAGAUUGGAAUUCAAGGAUUCAAGUGAAACCAUCUCCUAUCCCCAUAGAAAGGAAUGGAAAACCGGACAGUUGUGUCUUGAAUAUUAAUGCUUCCAUCUAUGAUGAGAUACAGCAGGAAAUGAAGAGGGCUAAAGUAUCUCAAGCCCUGUUCGCGAAGGUUGCAGCAUCAAAAAGCCAAGGUUGGUUGUGUGAGCUGCUUCGCUGGAAAGAGGAUCCCUCCCCUGAAAACAGGACUUUGUGGGAGAACCUGUCCAUGAUCCGCCGCUUUUUGAGUCUUCCUCAGGCAGAAAGAGAUGUCAUCUAUGAACAGGAGAGCAAUGGAAGUCAGCACCAUGUGGACCGACCACCCCAUAUGAUGCACGUACCAACUGAUCCUCUGCAGUCGCAGCAGCACCAACAGCAGCAGCAACAUCCACAGCAGCAUCAACCUAUGCAGCAGCAAUCGCAGCAACAGCCACAGCCAGCAGGGCCACGGCUGCCCCCCAGACAACCUUCCACUGCGUCGCCAGCUGAGUCAGAGGACGAGAGUCGUCAGAAAACUAGGCCUCGAACCAAAAUCUCCAUCGAAGCUCUAGGAAUCCUGCAGAGCUUCAUACAAGAUGUAGGCCUGUACCCUGAUGAGGAAGCCAUUCAGACUCUCUCUGCACAGCUGGACUUGCCCAAGUACACCAUUAUCAAGUUCUUUCAGAACCAGCGUUUCUAUGUAAAUCAUCAUGGGAAGCUAAAAGACAAUUCUGGCUUUGAGGUGGAUGUGGCAGAAUAUAAAGAUGACGAGCUGCUCAAGGACUUGGAAGAAAGCACCCAGACUAACAGUACAAUCUUUUCCAUUAAAAUAGAGGAGCAUUUGUCAGGGGAAGGCAAUUCAGAAUCAGAUUCUGAAUCUAAAGAUUAGUAUUUUUAUUUCCUUCAUUUAAACUUUUUACAGUGCCACUGAAAAUACUAUUUAAAUAGACUUUUUUGAGUGUUUUUAUUUUUUGGGGGGAGGGGGGGGACUGUUUUUUUUGGUAAUCCCGUAUUAUUCACUGUAAAGACUGAUGCUUCUUAUAAGAACUUGCACAAAACUUAUUAAUAUGUACCCAUGGAUAUCGCAGACUGCACUUGACGUCCUUUGAUCUGUUUAUACACUGAUAUUGAGCUACUGAUGAAGUCAUUGGAAUUAAUAGACUGUUUACUUGUUGUUCGCUGGAUUUUAAAUGCAGAUAUUCGGAACACAGUUGACAAGUCCUUAGGUACUGAAUAUGAAGCCUGCUGGCAAGCAUUAAGUUAUUCUUUCAAACCUAAACUUGAUUAUAAACCACUUGAGCUCUGGAAAUUAACGCAGUAAAUGUGCGUUUGAGAGUAUGGCUUACUCUUUAGAUAUUAUUUGUUAGGAGAAAUAUAUAAAUUAUAUAUAUUGACUGUAAAAAAGAUACAGUUUUAAAAACUAUGCCAACAAAUGCCUUGUAUUAUAUGGCACUGCCGAUAUUCAAUUUUUUUGCAAAAACUUUGUCACUGUAACUUUCUGAAUCUCAUCUUAAAGGUUUAAAAUGUGAAACACAACUUUUAUUUGUCUCGUCUUAACAUUAUUUAUUUGCAGAUCCUGCAGCAUCCUGAUGUAAUUAAUUUUUUGGAAGUUUUGGUUAUGUAACGCUUAUUUUUUUAUUUUAUUGUACUGAUAUUUUUUCUAUUUAUAAAUGUAUUUUGAUGGGCAGUAAAACAAAAGUGUCUUAAAAGUUUUAAAUGGAAAAUGUGCUUUAAAGGUUGCCUAUAAAAGUGCUAUAUGUUAAGCAACUCAUGCUAAAAGCUUCACAAUAAAUGUUGUAUGCAAUUUUUACUAUCAUGCAAAUAAGCUUAGGUAAAUUACUAACAGAUAGAACACCUUAGAAAAAAACAUAUGCAAUUUAUGUGAAAUUCGAUGUUUGCAAUGUGUCUUCCUUUGGUUUACAAUCCAAUUUGAAGCUAUUCCUGUAUAAAUAUUCUGUAUAAAAAGUGCAUUUCUUUUUUAUGAGUUUUCUUGCAAUGAGAACACCGGUUAUUUUGUUACAACUGGCUGUUUUAUAAGUGUUUCUCAGUUUCUUUAUGCAGAAAUGUUCUAACUAGGAGUGGUUAUUGAUUGUUAAUGACACAAUUAAAAUGUUUGUAUGGUA